UUGGGCCGGCCCAUUUCAAAUUAGGUUUAGGAAUUAGGGCGCGGAAAAAAGGCGGCAAGGUCGUAGGAAGCGAGCCAGCAAUGGGAGCCGAACAACCGUUCCCGGAAGCAGAAGCAGAGGCUUCCAUGGUGGUGGGUCUCCAACCCUCAGCCAUGGUCGACACCAUCGCCCUCGUUGACUCCUCCUUCCUCGAUGGAAUUCCCGGCGAACACGGUGGCUCCAUUCCCGUUGGCAUUGAAGAGCUUGAUUAUAUACGGAGAGAGCUGAAAGAGGAUCACGGUGAGAAGACCAUCGCUGGAGGCAGUGUUGCCAACACCAUCCGCGGCCUGCGCACUUCCUUCGGAAUUACCACUGCAAUUAUUGCUGCCUACGGGGAUGACCACCAGGGGAACCUCUUUCUCAACAACAUGAGCUUCAAUGGAGUCAACCUCUCCUGCCUCCGCAAGAAGAAAGGCCACACUGCUCAAUGCGUCUGCUUGGUUGAUCACUCAGGCAACCGUACUAUGCGUCCCUCUCUCUCCAAUGCUGUCAAAGUUCAGGCACACGAACUCGUUCGAGAGGACUUCAAGGGUUCCAAGUGGUUGGUUUUGAGGUAUGCAAUUCUCAAUUUGGAAGUUAUUCAAGCAGCAAUCUCUUUGGCCAAACAGGAAGGUCUUCUUGUUUCUUUGGAUUUGGCCAGUUUUGAGAUGGUGAGGAAAUUUAAGCCACCACUUAUGAAGUUAUUGGAGUCUGGCAAUAUAGACCUCUGUUUUGCCAAUGAGGAUGAAGCAACGGAACUUCUAAGGGAUGAGCAUAAUGCCGAUCCAGUUGCUGCUGUAGAAUUUCUAGCUAAGUAUUGCAAAUGGGCUGUGGUAACUUUGGGCCAUAAUGGAUGCAUUGCUAAACAUGGCAAGGAGAUGGUACGUGUCCCGGCCAUAGGAGAAGCAAAAGCAAUAGAUGCUACUGGAGCAGGGGACCUUUUUGCUAGUGGAUUUUUGUAUGGAAUGGUGAAGGGUUUGUCCCUUGAAGAAUGUUGCAAAAUAGGUGCAUGUAGUGGCGGAUCUGUUACCCGCUCUCUUGGUGGUGAGGUGACAUUAGAGAAUCGGCAAUGGCUGUACAAGCAGAUGAAGAUAAGAGAUCUUCACAUGCCUGAUGGCAUAUGCGAAUGAACAGCGGCAGUGAAGUGGAAUAAACUUCAGGCGCCCGUUCCUUCUUGCAUAUUUUUUUUUUUUUCACUUUUCUCCCUCAAAAUUUUGUUCUUAUUCAGCUGGCAAAUGCAUGGCCUUUUUCGACAACUUUACUAUAUAUAGCUCUAAUUUAUGCCUGGCUUGAUAAUCUAGCUGGGUUAGCAGGUAAUGUUAACGGAAACAAAA
Molecule: messenger RNA, 1352 nt
Organism: Arachis stenosperma
Lineage: Eukaryota; Viridiplantae; Streptophyta; Magnoliopsida; Fabales; Fabaceae
Exons: 6
Coding region: 81-1148 (355 amino acids)
Source: RefSeq, a predicted model, not a curated record